GAUAACGUAAUCCAGGUCAGAGAUAGGGCAGAUUAUCAGAUAAAACAACUUUAUGUGCUCAUUGCUCUCAACUAUAUAUAGAGGCAGCACAAACAUGAGAAGCAUUGAGAUUUUAGAAAAUCAACUGAGAAGCAGUAACGAUGAGCUUAAAACGAAUGGUACGUACGCUAACGAGGAAUUCUAAUCAUGAUAAUAAGUUAUUUAUAGAGUAUAGCACGCGAUCUUCAGAUUCAGGAAGAUCUAGAGAAGCUUGACAAGAAACAAAACGAUUUACAACUGAUAAUAAAAUAGAAUCGAUACUCAAAACACAUGAUUAUAUUAGAUAAAGGUGAAUAUAACCGCUAACCUAAUGCAGCAAACUGGUUGUGACAUAAUAUAGGUACUCAUUUGCAUAUACAAAUUGCUCUUCAUUGAGAAAAUGUUUAUGCAAUGAGAAGAAAUUAGCUGUAUAUUAUAUCAUCCAUAAAUCAGUUAUUAACUGUCUAUUGUGAAGCAUUGCCUGGCUCUGUUUAUAUAUUGUUUGCAUUUAAUGCACCGUAAUAAGGGUUUUAUAUAUGAUCAGGUUAACUCCGUAAUGUCCAGGUUUAUUAUUCGGUUAUUUAUCUUAAAGAAUAAUAAAUAAAGUGAGGUGUAUAAUGAAAACUUUUUUUUUUUUUGUAAUAUUCUGUACUAGUGCUGGAGCUGCAACAUGAUUAUAGAAUUAAAUAUUAAUGGUAUAUAAACAUAAAACCUAGCAUGGUUUCUUGGUUUUUCAUCACUUACCGUGAAAAAAAUGCUCUGUACAUUUAGUGGACAUGAAUUUAGCAGACUUUCCACGGGAACUGUCUCAAUCCAAGCAUUCAUUCCCACAGGCUGUGUUCUCUUGGGGAUUUCUGAUGCUGAGUCUCACACACGCCACAUCUGAACAGACGACGAUCUGCGACAUCGGCCUGAUAAUCCCAAAACACUUCCACACUCCGGAGUCAGAUACAAUGAAAGGAAACAGCAACAUCAACAACCGCUCGCUGUCUGCCUGGAACUGGAUUCCCCACAGCAGCGCCCACAGGAUCCCCAGAGUGAUAUUUGAGGCCAAGUGUGAGUCUCAUCACUGCACGAAUCCUCACAGCCACCAGCACAGGGAGCUGAACUCACUGCCGAUAUACAGCACCAUGCUGGUGCUCACGCAGGACCCGACAAACAGGAAGUGCUUCAGUGUGAAGUUCCAGAGAGUCACCGUGGGCUGCACGUGUGUGUGGUCCAAAUCAUCGCCAUGACGCCUCGG
Ictalurus furcatus (blue catfish) is the source of this 1261-nucleotide messenger RNA. It is a transcript of the gene il17a/f2, whose product is annotated as interleukin 17a/f2. The coding region runs from base 795 to 1253 and encodes 152 amino acids. The record is from RefSeq and is a predicted model, not a curated record. Gene Ontology annotation, cellular component: extracellular region. The transcript has 2 exons. Gene Ontology annotation, molecular function: cytokine activity. NCBI's taxonomy places the organism in Eukaryota, Metazoa, Chordata, Actinopteri, Siluriformes, Ictaluridae.